Messenger RNA from Ectocarpus sp. CCAP 1310/34, 4142 nucleotides. The record is from the annotation of a GenBank genome assembly. Lineage: Eukaryota; Phaeophyceae; Ectocarpales; Ectocarpaceae.
AAGCAACAAACAAGGCCAACUGCUGGAGACCCACCACACCAGCAGUGCAUGGGAAAAAACUCGUAUCAGCAGUGGGAGCAGCAGGCUACCUCCUGUUCGAUCUAUGUAACCGACCUGGGACUGAAGAAAGAAGCACCGAAAUACUUCAAUUCAUCAACCGGUACAUUCGGCAGUUGAUCAGUUGAUGUCGGGGAGCAUGGGGUCCCUCUUGGGGGAAGAAGAUCGCGGGCAAUCGCUUGAGGAGGAUGGCGAUGAAGACCACGAAAGCUUCGGGGAAGAGGACGAGAACAGCAGGUUCGCGGUUGGCUCACGCCUUUCGACUGAAGCUCGACAGGAGGGGUAUACCGCGGAAGGCUUGUUUUCCGGUGAUCGGGUCCACCCAUACGACAGCAGCAACGGCGGCAUAGCCGACGACGACGUCGACGUUGGGGGAAGACGACGAGAAGAACGUUCGCGGGAAGGAGCGCAAGCAGCAGGAGGGUUCGAGAACGAGGGAUCGUGCCAUAGUAAUCCGCAACGACCGACCGAGCUGGAAAGCGGAGGCAACGUCAGCCUGCUUGCCGGACGGAGCGUCGGCAUUACAGCAACAGCAGCGGCGGCAGAGGAGGAGGAGGAGGAGGAGGAGGAGGAGGAGGAGGAGGAGGAGGGGGACAAACAGGAGAUGGUGGACGAGGCGGGGGUGCCGCCGUUGUCUACCAAUGAGAUGGGGUGGCGCAGCGACACCGCUGCUGCUGGGGCGCGCGCGGAUGGGAGCGUGUCUUCUCACCCGGGGGGGGAAGGGAGCUGGCCUCACCGAGGACCGUUCGAUGGUUUGGGUGAAGACGGGUCGCCCCUGUCAGUGCCGUCGGAGAUAAUGCGAUAUGACCCUGAUGUUUCCGGACGCGAUCGGGAGGCGCAAGCGGUGAUCGACGCCCUCCAAGAGGUCUACCACAAUCGCCUCAAGCCCAUCGAGGAGCUCAGCAGGUUCGACAAGUUUCACCACGACGUCAUGACCGACGCCGAUUUGCAGGCCAAGCCACAGGUGCUGGUCCUGGGCCAGUACAGCACGGGGAAGACUUCGAUGAUACGGCAUUUCAUUGGCCGAGACUUUCCGGGGAUGAACAUCGGGCCGGAGGCUGACCCAGGGUUUUUCCAGGUGGUUACGUGUGGGUCGGCAGAGAGGACGGUGAAGGGAUCGGCGCUGUGCAUGUUGGACGAACUCCCCUACACGGGGCUCGGAAAGUUCGGCGCGUCGUUCCUCGGAAAGUUCCAGGCGUCCAUCGUUCCGUCCCCCAUCCUGGAGCACAUAAAUUUCGUCGAUACUCCCGGCAUUCUCGCAGCCGAGAAGCACGGCACGCCUAGGGGUUACCCUUAUCCGGAGGUGGUGAAGUGGUUUGCGGACAGGUCCGACCUCAUAUUCCUGGUCUUCGACUCCCACAAGCUGGACAUGGGGGAAGAGUUCCGGGAGGUCGUGAGGGCCAUUGCUGAACACGGGGACAGGGCGAGUGUGCGGGUGGUGUUGAACAAGGCCCAAGAGGUGGAUGACGACCGCCUUCUCAAGGUCUACGGGGCUCUCAUGUGGUCCAUAGGGCGAUGCCUGAGCGGGAAGGUCGCCGCUCCCAAGGUGUACGUGGGGUCGUUCUGGGACGACCCGCGGCAGGAUCCUGACACCAGCCAUGAGGAAGGACACGCUCCGUUCAACGUGGACGAGGCUGCCCUGCACAAGGAGAUGCUAGAUCUGCCCAAGAACGUCGGGGUCAGAAAGAUCAACGAUCUAAUGCAACGAGCCAAGUUGGUCAAAAUACACCUGCAGAUCAUCUACGCAAUCCGGGCCCGGAUGCCGAGGCUGUGGGGGGCGGAGGCAGCUCAGGACCGCAUCCUGGCGUCGCUGGAGGAGGUGUUCGAGGAGGUCAAGACAGAAGGAGGCGUUAACGAGGCGGACAUGCCCGACGUCGAGGAGUACCGGCGUGACCUCGAACGGAUAGACCUCCGCAGCCUUCCCAGGCGAAACCGUCGGGUGUUGACCACCCUCGACGACAUCUUGGAAAGAGACAUCAAGCAGUGCGUCACCCGGGCGGGAGGGGUGCGGCGUAUCUACAAGCUCGAUGCCGCCGCCAGGGUGGUGAACGACUUCGCAUCUUCGAACGCCAGCAGCAGAUGGAGGAGAGCUACGAUGGGAGGGGUGGGUGUGCGACAUCGUGCCCACCGGAGCUCAGGGUUGUUCGGUCGGAGAAGAGGCGCAAGCAUGCAAGCUGAUUCAGAGUCGUUUAGAGGUGCCGAGAUGGAAGACGGCGAUGGGGACAGCCUGACGACGCAGGAAGAGGAGGAAGGCGGCGACGAGGAGAAGGAAGAAGGCGACGUGCCGGUGCUGCUGGGGGCGUGUGUGAUGGUGCUCGUCGUCGUCGUCGGAGUUUGCUUGGCGCUGUGGAAGAUGGAGGCCCUGCCGCCCUUACCGGCGUGGGCCGUGCCUCUCAAGCCCGAGCGUUUCCCUCCUCUAGAAACGCCUCCGGCGUGAGGGCAGCAACUGUCCCUGCGUUGCUGUCAUCGUCGCUAUCUUGACUUCGAAGUACGUGGUCGCCCUCUUAACUUCAAAAGUAGGUGGUACGGUGGUGUUGUCGCUUCAUCAUCGGCGUUGUUGUCUUGACGACCUCAAAGCAAUUGUUUCCUUUUUGCCCAGGCGCUUCCAACCCAGUGUACCCAUUCUCAGAUAAUGGCUUGUUGCGUGCACUGGUAUGUUUCGGAUGUACUGCUGUAGUCUAGCGGGGUGCCACGACGAAACGCCCCCUGUAUCCCUUGGGACAACAGUCGGCGACGCGUGGUACCGGUGUACGACGGCAACGUUGGUCGGUUGUCGGAGGCGGGACCACUCCACCUAACCGGUAGCAUGUUGCGUCAUUGACAGCGUACUUCGCAAUGAUUAACACGUCGCAUGCGGUGAAUUUCCUUUCGCCGAUUCUCUCCGUGUGUGGUCAUAGAUAGGCCCCACUCCGUUUUUGCUGCUUGAGACUCGCUUAACUUUUUGUUAGCAACGACGGCGGUCCCUUUCUCCAGGUGAAUUAUUCUUUGUGUGUGGGCAUUUUUUUUCUUCUGUCGUGUACAUGGAAGCCUCGGGGUAAAAGGAAAGUGGUCGUAAUAGGAUGGUUGGAUGGACGUUGGUAUGCUGGGUGACGGCCUUUGGUGACCACACGUAUCAUGACGGUGGCCAUGCUUCGCGCCGUCGAUCAUUAGUUUCGGCAGCGAUUUCCUCUCCUCCGAGGGAUUGUCGAUGGUCCAUUUGCUACAAGUGAGUUUGCUGAAAGCAAGAAGAAAUUUGUCUCUUGCGAAUAGACGUGCACUCAUAUAUCCUUCUCAAAGUUUGGGUGGGGAAUACUUGCAGUGGUCUGAAGACUAUCGGGUUUAUGCAUAUGACGCCGGGUGCUUGGGUGCAAACGGGUACUACAGCAUGUGGUGCAGACUAUGCAUGGCCGGAAGCUGUCGGUGGAUCAUCUUUGCAUGGCUACGGUUUUCGGUAGACGUGCGCUUCGCGCUCUACGUGUAUCAGGGUCGUCUCUUGCCAAGUACGUAUCGACAUGGCCCGCAUGGCCCCGUUGUGGCUAAGCUGCAAAUAGGGAGCGAACAAUCUUGUCCGUUUUGGGCUAGUCCUUUUUUUUUUUGUUCCUGCCUUGUUUACCCUGGUGCUAUUGCUGUGUCUCAUACUCCCAUCCCAUUGCUGAUAUAGCUGUAUUCUUUCGAAAGGUCGGAUGUUGGCCUGUCUCGGACUGGGCCUCGCCACCUAGAUGGGUUGUACUGAGCUUCCACUAGUAUUUAGGAUUUCGAUUUUUGAGCGUUAUGCAAUCGCAUGAAAUGAGUUGAACCUCAAAGUUCACUUCUCUUACACCCCAAAAUGUUUGGUAUCGUGGAAGCAAUUGUUUCUGGCAGGACGCACAGAGAGCUGUAGACAAAGCAAGGGGAAGCUAGUUGACCCGAAAGGGCCUUGUGGUGCCGUAACGAACAUGGAAGAGUCUCGACAGGAAACGGUCAAUGCGGUGCUGCACAUAUGUUGAUGUUUUUGAGGCCGAUCGCUGGCGCGAUCUGGAUCACUCUUGUUACUACAAAAAGUGCAGACCAAAGAGCAACGUUGGCUGGAGGUCGACAUAUACCACAGAACAAACAACUGACUGGAA